CGAUAAAAACCUACGGAACGAUUUGUUCUGUUUUGUUGGUACGGCUUCUUCUGUGACGCACCCUGGAACUUAGUGACGUCGCAGGACAACAAAGAUGGCAGGAAUAGGAGGAAGCAACUACUGGGAAGAUCUGCGAAAGCAGGCCAGACAGUUGGAGAAUGAACUCGACCUGAAGUUGGUCUCCUUCAGUAAACUGUGCACCAGCUACAGCAGCUCCAGGGAUGGACGUCGAGGAGACACGUCAGACACCACCCCGCUGCUAAACAACUCUACCCAAGACAGGAUGUUUGACACCAUGUCAGUGGAGAUUGAACAGCUGCUGGCCAAACUGACUGCAGUGAAUGACAAAAUGGCGGAGUACACCAACACCCCAGGUACAGCUUCUCUUAAUGCUGCGCUCAUGCACACGCUCCAGAGACACCGAGACAUCCUACAGGAUUACACUCAUGAAUUCCACAAAACCAAAGGCAACUUCUUGGCCAUCCGGGAAAGGGAAGACCUGCUCGGGUCAGUCAGGAAAGACAUUGAGACAUACAAGAGUGGCUCCGGGGUCAACAACAGAAGAACAGAGCUGUUUCUAAAGGAGCAUGAGCAUCUGAGAAAUUCGGACCGACUGAUGGAUGACACAAUAAGUAUUGCUAUGGCGACCAAGGAGAACAUGACCUCCCAACGGGGCUUUCUGAAAUCCAUACAGAGCAGGGUCAACACGCUGGCCAACCGUUUCCCAACCAUCAACAAUCUCAUCCAGCGAAUCAACCUGCGGAAGAGAAGGGACUCUCUCAUCCUCGGCACAGUAAUCGGAGUCUGCACCAUUCUCCUCCUGCUCUAUGCUUUUCACUGAGAGCCAGCCCUGGUGAAAUCUUUAAAGGAGCAGGAUUUAUCUGUAUCUUUGUAACACAGGAACCCAGGAGACUGAGCUUAGUGAUUGGAGGACCCUGGAGGCUCCUGAGCAGAAGGACAUUCAGUUGGUCCAGUUCUUGGAAAGGAACACAUUUGGCCAACAUGAACUACUGAACUUGUAUUUAGCAGUGGGACAGAUGGAGGGCUGCCAACAAGUAAAUGGAGACCAAAAGUAAAAAAAAUAAGACUUGAUUUUAAUCAAUUAUAUUGAUAACUCACUUGGUGAAAAGUGUGAAGAGACCUAUGAGAAUGUGUGAUGCAUAAUUCUUUUUCACAGGUGGAAGGAUUUUUAGUUGGAUGGUCCUUUUUAAUUGAUAAGAGAUACUUUAUUGAUCCCCAGGGGGAAAAUGACAUGUCUGAAAAGAGGUGGGAUGGAUAGUUAAUUGUGGGCUGUAAAAUGUGAAUUAAUAAAUUAUUAAUAUCAGUAUGUACAACAAUGUGUGUGACACUACUAGAUACUGAACAUUUAAAACAUUUUAUUUUUCAAAUUAUAUGAUGUGAACUCUACUGGAAAUAGUACUUGGCCUUCUCAUUUCUGAGCAAGUUUAGCUACCAGGAUGCCUCAGCAGGGCUCGUUCUUCUGUAUUUUCUACCUCUAUCAGAGAGUCGACAGCGGAGAGAGAGAGAGAGCGAGAUGGAGAAUGGCAUGAGGUCCCUGGCUGGACUCGAAAAAUGGACGUUGUGGUUCAUGGUUGGUGCUUUAACUAAUCUGCUAGGCCACCAAGGUACUUUUGCGCUCACUGAUUAAACAUCUAGAGCUGAAUUAAUCAAUGUGACAAAUCAACAGAACAUUAAUCGGCAACCAUUUUGACAAUUUAUUAAUUGUUAAAGUAAUUUUUCAAACAAACGGCCUCUAAAAUCUGAAAAUGUUCUGCCUUUCCUUCCCAAAUACAGUUUAGUGAACAUAUUUAGGCUUUGGGACUGCUGGUUAGACAAAACAAACAAAAUGGUGACCUGUUUCACUUUUUUAAAAAUGUUUUCUGGCGCAGUUGAUUAAUUGAUUGAUCAACAAAAAUGUAAGUUUAUAAAAAGUGUAAGGUAAAUGCAGCUGCACACA
This is a messenger RNA of Sander lucioperca (pikeperch), 1957 nucleotides long. It is a transcript of the gene gosr1, whose product is annotated as golgi SNAP receptor complex member 1. The transcript is spliced from 9 exons. The coding region runs from base 95 to 841 and encodes 248 amino acids. Gene Ontology annotation, biological process: endoplasmic reticulum to Golgi vesicle-mediated transport; vesicle fusion. Gene Ontology annotation, cellular component: cis-Golgi network; SNARE complex; Golgi medial cisterna. The record is from RefSeq and is a predicted model, not a curated record. Lineage: Eukaryota; Metazoa; Chordata; Actinopteri; Perciformes; Percidae. Gene Ontology annotation, molecular function: SNAP receptor activity.